AUGUGUUUCACAUCACACACCGAGUUCUACUCCUGCGCGCACAGAGUCUGGUACAAUCACCUCCCCUGCGCAAGACAGCGCGAGUUCUCAGGACUCAGGCCUUGCGUACCGACUCCGAAACCGGACGUGCAUCAUCAUCACGAGUGCCCGGAGUGCCGCGAGCGCAAGAAAGAAGGACUUCCCCCAGAGCCCCUACAAUUGACUGCUGCCGAUACUCCACCGCAUGAGCCAGAGGUCAAGUGCACGGCUGGAGCGUUCAGCAGCACCAAACUUCGAACCAGUACUCUAGCUCAAGAUCAAGUUCCAAUAACUUCCAACCGUCUUCAACAACCAAUCUUGUCGAAACCAGCCGUUUCAAACCCGACUUUUUCAAACCCACCUCUGAGCACACAUAAUCCUUUACUCUUGACCGACUUGUCAACGACCUUCGACUUGAAGCCCGCCUAUCCUACUUUACUACCUCCACUACGAAAGAAACCGUCUGCGAUUGUCACAAUGGGCGUCACAUACUACAGCGUCUACUUGCUUUGUUUAUGCGGGAAGCAGGACGAGGAAUACCUAGAUGAGACCAUAUCGCAUCCCUCAGAGGACCCCAAUAUAGAAAACGGCACCGAAAUUCUAUAUCACAUGCAUGGAUGCUCCGAUUGCCAGGCACGAGUCGAAGCGGGAGGCGAAAAUGUGAUCCAGAGGAUUAAGGAGCUUCUCAAAAACACAGAAACCGGGACGCGAGUCGGAGACCGACAUCGCAACUGUGAAGACUGUAAAAGCGUCGCAGAGCUCGUGAACCCUGUUUACAAGGCGCUGGGCAUAUCUGAAGAGCUGCAGGAUAGCGAUGCCGGUAACGUUUCUUCAUCGGAAGCAGGUCUUAUGAUGGCAGCCGGCAAAGGGAAGAAGAAGGCUGCUGGGUCUUCUUAGGAGUCGUGGAUGCAGGGGUGCAUUUUGUGGACCGAUUUCUUUUUUUCGAGGCUUUAUGUCUCAUGAUCGCAUAUCUUUCACCAACACGUCCGUAGGAUAUGUCUAGAUCGAGUCUUUCUUUCUUGUUUUCGGGGGCAGAUGGUGGAGUUUGUGGGCCAUUUCAUUCAUACAUACCUGUGUUCCUCCUACAUAUUUGUCUGGUACCAACACGUCUUUAGGGCGUGUCUAGAUCGAGUCUUUCUUUGUUACUUGUUUGGCGAUGGAGGUGCUAGGGAGGAGCUUUGUCUUGUUUCCAGUCUCAAUACUCUCUUUAAAUAUGAGAACGAUUCCAUAUGGCCUGGAAAUGUGGACGCGUGAUGAUGAUAUGAC
Messenger RNA from Mytilinidion resinicola, 1284 nucleotides. RefSeq lists its product as uncharacterized. The transcript has 3 exons. The record is from RefSeq and is a predicted model, not a curated record. Bases 1 to 915 code for a protein of 304 amino acids. NCBI's taxonomy places the organism in Eukaryota, Fungi, Ascomycota, Dothideomycetes, Mytilinidiales, Mytilinidiaceae.